Solanum verrucosum is the source of this 2423-nucleotide messenger RNA. RefSeq lists its product as uncharacterized. The record is from RefSeq and is a predicted model, not a curated record. Gene Ontology annotation, biological process: regulation of DNA-templated transcription; protein phosphorylation. Bases 16 to 2301 code for a protein of 761 amino acids. The transcript is spliced from 13 exons. Gene Ontology annotation, molecular function: protein kinase activity; ATP binding. NCBI's taxonomy places the organism in Eukaryota, Viridiplantae, Streptophyta, Magnoliopsida, Solanales, Solanaceae.
AAAUUGAAUCUUGGAAUGGAAGACCCAACUGUUUUAGCUAAAGUUGCAACACCCCCAACUGAGGAAUUGCUGAAGAAGAUCCAAGAAUUGGAGGCAGGUCAUGCUCAGUUGAAGCAGGAGAUGUCUAAGCUUAUGGUUUCAAAUGAUAGUACAUCACAAAGGCAAAGGUCUCAUUCUAUAUCCCCACAACGCCCACCUCGGCUUAGGGGUUCUAAUGACCCAUUAGGGAAAAAGGUCUCUACUUCCUUCCGACAUUCAUCACCCUUGCAAAGAGAGAGCAGUAGUAAAACUGAGCGUUGUAGCAGCAGCAGCGGGGGCGUCAAGUUUACUGAUAAACAGUAUUUGAGCAUAUUGCAAUCAAUGGGCCAAGCUGUGCAUAUAUUUGAUCUCAAUUAUCGAUUAAUUUACUGGAAUCGAAGUGCUGAGCAAUUAUAUGGUUAUUCAGCUGCCGAAGCUAUUGGGCAGGAUCUUCUUGAGCUGAUAACAGAUCCUAAGGAUCAUGCUGUGGCUAAAAUCAUUAUACACAGAGUGAAAAUGGGUGAGAAUUGGACUGGACAAUUUCCUGUAAAGAAUAAGCAGGGGGACAGGUUUUUAGUGGUAGCAACAGAUACCCCACUUUAUGAUGAUGAUGGUACAUUUGUUGGUAUUAUUUGCGUGUCAACUGAUGCGAGGCCUUUUCAUGAAUCAUCUGCUGAUGUGAAGCAUACAGAAGCUGAUAAAAGUUCUGGCAGGCCUAGAAGCAUUGCUAAUGCAACCCUUGGACUUGAUCCACAGCAACCUCUGCAAGCUGCCAUUGCCUCCAAAAUUUCGAAUUUGGCUACAAAGAUGAGCAACAAGGUUAAGUCAAAAAUGAAAACUGGAGAGGGAAGCAUCCUUCGGGAAGGUGGAAGUGGAGAUAGUCACCAUUCUGAUCAUGCCUUUUCUGACGCUGCUCUAUUGGAUCAAAGGGAAGAUGCAAAUUCAAGUGGAGCAAGUACACCCAGGGGAGAUGUUCACUUUUCUCCAUUUGGGGUAUUUACUAAUGUUGCAAAAGAGGAGCACACUCCAGAAAAAUCCUCAAGAGAUUCUGGAGAUGAGAGUGAGGGAAAACCUGGGAUUUCUAAGAUUAUAACCUCAAAGGCAGAGGCGUGGAUGGUUAAGAAGAAUUUAUCAUGGCCAUGGAAAGGCAAUGAGCGAGAAGUAUCAGAGGCAAAGGCUACACGAUUUGUUUGGCCCUGGCUAAACAAUGACCAAGAUAAUGAGUGGAAUCAUUUCAAGAGUUCUAAUGCAGUAUCAACACCAGAUGAUCAGAUUAUGGAAAGUAACCGUACAGCUACCAAUGAGGCUUGGGGAUCCUGGUCAUCAUCAUUUAAUGUUAAUAGCACAAGCAGUGCUAGUAGUACAGAUAGCACUACUAGUACUGCUGUUAAUAAAGUGGAUGCUGAUACUGACUGCUUGGAUUAUGAAAUUUUGUGGGAGGAUAUGACAAUCGGAGAACAAAUUGGGCAAGGUUCUUGUGGAACUGUUUAUCAUGGGCUGUGGUUUGGAUCAGAUGUUGCGGUUAAAGUAUUUUCCAAGCAAGAAUAUUCGGAUGAUGUCAUAUAUUCCUUCAGACAGGAGGUGUCACUGAUGAAACGCCUCCGACAUCCAAAUAUUCUUCUUUUCAUGGGUGCGGUAACUUCACCCCAACGCCUCUGUAUUGUGACAGAGUUCUUGCCACGAGGAAGUUUGUUUAGGUUACUACAAAGAAAUGCAUCCAAACUAGAAUGGAGACGACGUAUUCACAUGGCUUUAGAUAUUGCUCGUGGCAUGAACUAUCUUCAUCAUUUCAACCCACCUAUAGUUCAUCGGGAUCUGAAGUCUUCAAAUCUUCUUGUGGACAAGAACUGGACCGUUAAGGUUGGGGACUUUGGUCUGUCACGUCUUAAGCACGAGACAUAUCUAACAACAAAGAAUGGGAAAGGAACGCCACAAUGGAUGGCUCCAGAAGUUCUUCGCAAUGAACCUUCAGAUGAGAAGGCUGAUAUAUACAGUUUUGGUGUUAUACUAUGGGAACUUGCCACGGAAAAGAUCCCUUGGGAUAACCUCAACUCAAUGCAGGUGAUUGGAGCUGUAGGAUUCAUGAAUCAGCGGCUAGAUAUCCCCAAGAAUGUUGAUCCACAGUGGGUUUCUAUUAUUGAGAGCUGUUGGCAUAGCGAGCCACAGCUACGCCCAACGUUCCUAGAGUUGGUAGAUAAACUCAAGGAUAUGCUGAGGCAGUAUGCCAUUCAGGCUCAGGCAGCACGUAAUGUUGCAGGAGAUAGCAGCCAGAAGGAACUAUAGAUAAAGAUGGUGUUUUGUGCUUGAAGCUUUUGUGGAGUAGCCAGAAGAUACACUGAUAACACACUGCCUUCAGUGACUGUUUGAUUGGAAGUGUCACUCAGCGGUCACAAAUUGCUUGUGUU